This is a messenger RNA of Ochotona princeps (American pika), 1908 nucleotides long. RefSeq names its product lipopolysaccharide induced TNF factor (gene LITAF). The record is from RefSeq and is a predicted model, not a curated record. The transcript is spliced from 4 exons. Gene Ontology annotation, molecular function: zinc ion binding. Gene Ontology annotation, biological process: regulation of cytokine production. Lineage: Eukaryota; Metazoa; Chordata; Mammalia; Lagomorpha; Ochotonidae. Bases 162 to 665 code for a protein of 167 amino acids.
GGAGGAGUCCCAGCGCAGAGGCGCGCGCGCUGGCGGGAGGAGCCGGAAGCCCGGGCGGCUGCGCCCCGCCCCGGCCCGCUCGAGACCCGCCCCCCGCCUCGGCCGCCGCCUGUCCGUGGGCUCAGACCUCCCGGCUCGACUGGCGCGAGGGCAUCGGCACAAUGUCGGUUCCAGGACCUUACCAGGCAGCGGCAGGGCCUUCUGCAGUGCCCACCGCGCCGCCCUCCUAUGAAGAGACGGUGGCUGUGAACAGUUACUACCCCACGCCUCCCGCACCUGCACCGGUGCCAGGGCCCACUACAGGACUUAUUGCAGGCCCGGAUGGGAAGGGCAUGAAUCCCCCUUCGUACUACACCCAGCCAGUUGCCCAGCCGUUGCCCGUCCCCAACGCCAACGCAAUUGCCGUGCAGACCGUCUACGUCCAGCAGCCCGUUUCCUUUUACGACCGUCCAGUCCAGAUGUGCUGCCCAUCCUGCAGCAAGAUGAUCGUGACGCAGCUGUCCUAUAACGCCGGUGCCCUCACCUGGCUCUCGUGUGGAAGCCUCUGCCUGCUGGGGUGCAUCGCCGGCUGCUGCUUCAUCCCCUUCUGUGUGGACGCACUGCAGGAUGUGGACCACUACUGCCCCAACUGCAAGGCCCUCCUGGGCACCUACAAGCGCUUGUAGGCCUUGGCUCGGCGAGCUCAGAGCUGCGUUCUGCGAAACCUCCUGGCUGGUGCUCACCCAGCCCGCCGUCCCCUUGUGGGUUCGUCUCUGGGGAAGUUGGGGGGUGUCCCAUCUGUGUGUCUUCUUGUUUUGGGGUGGGGGGAAUAUUUCGCAAAAGUAACAAACUUCCAAAAUCCCAGGGAUUGCUGCUUGGAGACCUGCCUAGGAUGUGCAGGGACAUCAGGUCGGGCAGCUCCCUGAGUCACACCCCUCAUGACAGCUUCCCCACCCACUGAGUGUCUUCCGGUGCUGUCACCACCACCACUGGCCCCUCCUUUUCCUGCCAGUGGGCUGGGGCGUUUCUGGGGGGCCUCCACCCGAGAAGCCUCAGGUUGCCUUAUUCUUGAGACUGUAUUUCCCUGAACUUGAUGGGACCAACCUUGAGUGCCUGCCGUCUGUCCUUCCCCCACCACCGCGCUGACAAAAAAAGAAAUCUUGCCUUAUAGACUUUGUGGGCCUUGCCUCUUCGGUUCGAUAACAGCAGACUGCACUCGCACAAAAGCCCACUCGGGGUCUGUGAGCCCUCUGAAGUGCACGGAGGGGCGUCAGCAGUCGUGGUCUCUGUGCUGACUGACCCCUUUCUGGUGUCAGGAUGUUUGAGCACAAAUUUUGAAUCAUUUUCCUUCUCUUAGUGGCGAGUGUCGUCUUCCUGUUGGCCCAUGUGUAUUCCGUUGUUUGUUGCGCCACAGCUAAAGCGAUGUCACUUGCUGCCUUGACCGGCUGUGGGACCGGGGGGAGUGUGUUUCUUAAAAGCCUCUUGUCAGCAGCGCGAGUCAGGAGGGAACGGGCCCUCGUGCGGAGGUGCCACGGUGCCGAGCAGAACCUGCCCCGAGGCAGUGGAGAGUCCGGCGUUCUUUUUUCAGAGAUGGAGUUUGUUGCUGAGCGUCACACGGCAUGGUUUCCAAGACUCAGGCAGCAGGCCCCAGGGUCCAGAUCUGCUACUGUCAUCUCUAAAAUCAAGAUAAUAUCCUCACGCGUGCCUUCCCAGAGGCACAACGAACUUCUGCACAGAUCACAACUGUCCUUGAACAAAAAUCCUGUAGAUGGGUUGAAAAUGAUUGCAGUAACUGUUGAUUCAGCUGAUGCUUUGAAAAAUCUGAUGUUUUUGGAAGAACGCCAGGCAUUUUCGGGACAAGUCACUGACACCGUGUAGUCCUCCAGUGUUACCUGCUUUAAAGAAAACAAAUAAAGCAUUCAGUCAUGU